Spodoptera exigua (beet armyworm) is the source of this 1349-nucleotide messenger RNA. The record is from the annotation of a GenBank genome assembly. NCBI's taxonomy places the organism in Eukaryota, Metazoa, Arthropoda, Insecta, Lepidoptera, Noctuidae.
AAUUAUUUGAAUUCCACUUUUAAAAAUUGGAUUCUUUUUUUCCUAAGUCAUACGAUAGUUUUUUAGUCGGAUGUAUUAUGUACAAAAAUCAUAUUUAUUUUACACAAAUGUCGGCUCCACGUAAAUAAAAAUCUACAAAUGACACAUUCGAGGAUAAAAUUUGAUUCGAGAAAGAUAAAAAUUGGACCUACUACAAUUAUCUGAAAUCAUGCUCUUUAUAAUGGAGCCUACACAUCAGGCUUUGGUUUUAACGUCACACUUUUCUUCUUUUAUAUAGGGUUUUAACUUUCAUUAUAACAUAUUAAAAAGGUAACUAAAAAAGAACUUUUAUAAAAGUAUUUAUUUAUGAAUUAUAAUAUUCUAAUAAAGUAAAUAAUGCUGGUUAAUUACAAUACUUUUAGUUAUCAUCAUGAAAAAAUGAUUUAUAUUUUUCAGAUCUGUAAUCUUCUUAAUGUGCGUAAUGGUUGAUAAUCACGAAUAAGUCUAUUUAAUCUUUUCACGUAGAACCCUAAUCAUUCCGUGUUGAUAUAAAUACCACUGGCUGGUUACAUUGGGUACACUUGUUCACAAGUAGCAACAAUAUGCGUGUCCUCGCUUGUUUGGCCCUUCUCUUAGCUGCAGUAGCAGCCGUCCCCUCCAAUCCCCAGAGGAUUGUUGGUGGUUCGGUCACCACCAUCGACCAGUACCCCACCAUUGCUGCUCUUCUGUACUCAUGGAACUUGAGUAGCUACUGGCAGGCAUGCGGUGGUACCAUCAUCAACAACCGUUCCAUCCUUACCGCUGCUCACUGCACAGCUGGUGACGCCGUAAGCAGAUGGCGCAUCCGUCUCGGCUCCACCUGGGCCAACAGCGGUGGUGCCGUUCACAACGUCGCCCAGAACAUCGUUCACGGUUCAUACAACUCCAGAACUUUGGACAACGACAUCGCUAUCCUCCGCUCCGCCUCCACCUUCACCUUCAACAACAAUGUCCGCGCUGCCUCCGUUGCUGGUUCCAACUACUUCCCCGCUGACAACUCUGCCGCCUGGGCUGCUGGAUGGGGAACCACCUCUUCUGGUGCUAGCUCCGGCUCCGAGCAGCUCCGUCACGUGCAGCUGCAGAUCAUCAACCAGAACACUUGCAGAAACAACUACGCUACCCGUGGAAUCACUAUCACCGACAACAUGUUGUGCUCUGGCUGGCCCACCGGUGGUCGCGACCAGUGCCAGGGUGACUCUGGUGGUCCUCUCUACCACAACGGCAUCGUUGUUGGUGUCUGCUCUUUCGGUAUUGGCUGUGCUCAGGCUGCCUUCCCCGGUGUCAACGCUCGUGUAUCCCGCUACACUUCUUGGAUCUCCUCCAACGCAUAA